Messenger RNA from Dermacentor andersoni, 1609 nucleotides. RefSeq names its product chymotrypsinogen A-like. Gene Ontology annotation, biological process: proteolysis. The record is from RefSeq and is a predicted model, not a curated record. Lineage: Eukaryota; Metazoa; Arthropoda; Arachnida; Ixodida; Ixodidae. Gene Ontology annotation, molecular function: serine-type endopeptidase activity.
AAUGGAAUGGUGGCGUCGUAGAAAACGUAUGUUCGUUCCCUAACUGGGGAGCGACAUGUCCGGUGGCGGUGGCAAUGAGUCGAAUAACGCUGGCUGCUUUCAGCCUUUGGUAUCUAUAUCUCAGCAAUGCUUACCAACAAGCCAAAACUAAAUGUGGCACGUUCAAUCCUCCGGUCACAAGCCGCAUCAUUGGAGGAACACCCGUGGACGCCGGCGUAUUCCCAUGGAACGUGGCCCUGAGGCGAAUCCUGCCUGGAAGGCUUAUCGGCUACCACUUCUGUGGCGGCACAUUGCUGAGCAAGGAGUGGGUAGUGACUGCGGCGCACUGCGUAGAUAGUGACAUCGUACCAAGUGAAAUCGCCAUUGUUCUUUAUGGGAACCACACCAACUACAUGAGGCCUGAAACUGACGUUCUCUCUCCGGAUGCGAUUCACUACCACUAUUAUAAUGGAGUGUCGCUCGAUGUCGCACUUCUGCACAUCGAACAGACGAUGCAUGGCGUGGAAAUACUGUCUCGCGUUACUCCACUCUGCUUGCCUUCUCAAGAAGCAAACUUCGUCGGCGCCUACUGCGUGAUUACUGGAUCGGGAAUACAAAGUGAUGGCACCCAUCCAAGGACGCUUAUGCAUGUCCGUAUGCCUGUGCUGCCGCACCAAUACUGCGCCCGUUUCGUCGGUGAAAGGGCUGUUGCAGUGGGCAUGAUGUGCGCUGGCCAACUGGGAAAGCAACAAGGAGCCUGUUUUGGUGACUCUGGUGGGCCACUGCAGUGUACUUUUGACCAUCAUGUGUGGUUCCUGGCUGGCGUAAUAUCGCGGGGUGACUGCACCAGGACGCAUCAGAUGCCUCUUCUGCUGAUGAGGGCCGCUGCCUUGGCGCAGUGGAUUCUUCACGUGACUGGGGGCUCCCAUGAGACGACCCCUUCCUGGGACGUUGCACCGAAUGUGUUGGAUCAAGACAUGGCUCUGCAAAUGAACUUGAGGCUUUAAAGAACCAAGCAACUGACCAGGACAGUGUUUAACUUAUCUCACGGGUAGCUUUUGCGUUCACAGUGUCUAGAUUAAUAUGCAAAAUUUAAAUGAAAAGCUUUUUUAUAAUGAAACCAGUAGAAAACUAAAAGAAUUAUCGCAAGUGGCAGAACUUCGGCAUUACGUAUGCUUACGUACCAUGUUACAGCACAUCGCUGCAGAUGCCACUAUUCAACUCAAAUCAGUUGUGUUUCUGUUCAAAAAGAUUUUGCCAUUGUUCUAUUAUCAUCAGUAACAGGCUAAAUAUGGUUUCGGCCGGGACAAAAGCUUAAGCUAACGGCCGGCACUGCAAGAUCUUGGCGACAGCGCGACUUCCAAUAUUGGUUUAGCUCGGCCGAAAUGUCCUAUACGAUGCCGUAAACAUCGGAGGCGUCGGGGUGAAUCAAUCUUGUCUUGGGAAACUCACUUUUUCUGGCGACUUUUCUUUGUUACCUUUCUUUUCAGUAAACGACUUAGAAAUGGUACUUCGUGGCCUGACGAAAUCGUCGUGGCAGUGAGCUACCUUUUUAUCAGUGUUCCAAGCAUGCGACUGUUAAAUUUCUUUGUCUCAGUAACACUGUAGAUUUAUACAGUUUUUGGACCUA